Pangasianodon hypophthalmus (striped catfish) is the source of this 2444-nucleotide messenger RNA. RefSeq names its product solute carrier family 2, facilitated glucose transporter member 6. Gene Ontology annotation, cellular component: membrane. Lineage: Eukaryota; Metazoa; Chordata; Actinopteri; Siluriformes; Pangasiidae. Gene Ontology annotation, biological process: transmembrane transport. The record is from RefSeq and is a predicted model, not a curated record. The transcript is spliced from 10 exons. Gene Ontology annotation, molecular function: transmembrane transporter activity. Bases 217 to 1704 code for a protein of 495 amino acids.
AAGCAACAUAAGCAACAUAUGGAUUGCUUCACGUAAAACACCCAGGCCAGGGUCGCUAAUCCGUAUUUUGGUAACUGCUUCCUCAUUUCUUCUUGCUCUUAUCCUUGACAUGAAAAAGUCCAAGAUUUCAACCACAGACGCAUAGUCUCGGGUUUAGUCUAUAACAUAAAGCUGAAGAUAGCAAGUUAGUCAGAUAGUGAGGACACAGAGGAAGCAAUGGCAUCAGAAAGGAACGAAGCAACUCCAUUACUACAGAAGAAAAAGAAUGACCGGAAAAAAAUAAGAAAUAGCUGGCUCUUUGUUGCAGCCUUUUCGGCUGUUUUGGGCAAUUUCAUUUUUGGAUACGCCAUGGUAUUUCCCUCAGCAGUGAUUCCACAGCUUCAGAUGGACAAAGAUCCAAGUAUGCACAUGGAUGUCCAUCAGAUGUCCUGGUUUGGGUCUGUUUUUGCGAUUGGAGCGAUAGUAGGAGGGUUGAGUGCCAUGGUGAUGAAUGACAAAAUUGGAAGGAAACACAGCAUCAUGAUAUCUGUAAUUCCCUCCACGGCGGGGUUUCUCAUGAUGGCGGCAGCGAAUAAAGUGUGGUUGCUUCUCCUGGGCAGAUUGCUCACAGGCAUCGCUGGUGGCAUUACAGCCAGCUCCAUUCCUGUCUAUGUGUCAGAGAUUUCACAUCCACGUGUCAGAGGAGCCCUGGGAUCUGGUCCACAGAUAAUGGCUGUCUUUGGAAGUCUGGCACUCUAUCUUCUGGGCUUGAUUCUGCCGUGGCGGUGGCUGGCUGUAGCUGGGGAAGUUCCUGUUCUGAUUAUGCUAUUGCUCUUGUGCUUCAUGCCAAACUCUCCACGUUACCUCAUCACCAACAACAAACGGGACGAGGCCUCCAGAGCCCUCCAAUGGCUCAGGGGCCCUGAUUCAAACUACAUCACUGAACUAAAUCAAAUUGAGCGCAGUGUCAAUUCCCAGGUUGGAAUACAGUGGUCGGAUCUUAGGAGUCCUUUCUUCUACAAGCCGAUCUUGAUCUCUGUGUUUAUGAGAUUCUUGCAGCAGAUGACGGGUAUUACACCCAUCUUGGUUUAUCUUCAGCCUAUUUUUGAGAAAACAUCCAUUUCACUGAAGCCCGAGUUCGAUGCAGCAAUAGUAGGAGGUGUUAGACUGUGCUCUGUUGUAAUCGCAGCUGCUUUAAUGGACAAAGCUGGCAGGAAAGCUCUGCUUUACACAUCAGCAUUUAUAAUGUAUCUGGCCACACUGACAAUGACCAUAUCCACCCACCAACUGUCAUGUGAUAGUAGGAACAUUACUGCUGAGGUCCCAUCUGCAGCAGAUGCUUAUGGAGCCAUGGCAGGUCAUGCUGUAAGCUCCGGCACAAUUAUCCCCCUCAUCAGCAUCAUGUUUAUAGUAUUUGGUUAUGCAAUGGGCUGGGGUCCGAUCACAUGGCUGCUGAUGUCGGAGAUCCUGCCAAUGACAGCACGCGGCGUUGCUUCAGGCCUGUGUGUGGUGGUCAGCUGGGCCACUGCUUUUGCGCUGACACAAAUCUUCAUGCACGCAGUGGAGGCGUAUGGACUUUAUGCACCGUUUCUGUUCUUCUGUGUAAUCUGCGUGCUGAACAUCAUAUUCACUGCCAAGUGUGUGCCUGAAACUAAAGGGAGAACACUGGAGGAAAUUGAGAACUAUUUCAGAACUGGACGCACCUUCACCAUUGCUGAGAGUUAGUCUUUUCUGCAAUAAGGGAAACUUGAAAAAGAAUUUCCAUUUUGUAAAAUGAAAAAGUAUUGAAUUGAGUAGAUUAGUUGAGUAUUGACAGUUGAUAACUGAGUAGAUAGUUUUCAAACACAGUUGUGCACUUUGCUGUUUCUGUCUAUUUUGAUGAUACAGCUCUUUUCUGCUUUACAUAUGUCACUGAGUAAAUAAGUACUGUAAAAAUACAUAAUAUACUGUAUAUAUUGUAUAUCAAUAUUAUACAAGGAUAAUAUUGUACAACCACUUUUUGUGGUUCUCGGGGGAAAUUUACAUGCCAUUUAUAUGAGUUUUACUUUUAAAUAUAUCAUUUAUAUUUUAUUGAUUUUAGCUGAGAAAAAAAUGGAAAUCCAUUGUGCAAUAUCUGUUGACUGAAGCAAUACAACACUUCUCCUUUUAUUAUUGCUGUGGGUUUGGUUGAAUUGUCGAGUACACCCUGAAUGACCACAAAUUGCACAAGAUGCUGGAAACCAAUGAAGAAAAGAUCAUUCUGAGCACAGUCAUCCUCAAGGGUGUGUCAUUGUGACUCACUAUUUAUUGGAUAGCAUCUCUUUGGUUAUUUAAGAAAUCAAAGAUAUCUUCUGAAUGCUUUCUACUCUUUCACAACUGACAACUGACUUACAUUUCCUUGUUAAAUGUUGACCAAAAACUCAGUUUUUUUUUGUUCCCUCACUGCAAAAAUGUAUAUCGUAUUGAAUAAAGGAACAGUUGUCUAA